AUGUGAGCCUUACCCAUCUAAAUUCCAACCCCAACCACCAAAGGGGAAGAGACCCAGUUUGGAUUCCUUGGCAUCUCUAAGGAGACGCUUCAGGAUUAGAAAUGUGGAGGAGCCAGCCACAGCCCUGAAAGAAUUGUGGGAUUUUGCCCAAUCACCAGGAGCAGAGGUGCCUCCACAAACUCCUGAGCACCCUCAGCUCCCAGCAGGGCUGGCAGGAAUCUCGUCCUCCCUGGACGUGCCGCACACUCCCCUGGAAGCAGAGAAGGUUUCAGAUACAGAAAACAUCCUGGGGAUUGUUCAGGCUGAAAACAUCAAAAUCUCUGCAGAGGUCUGUGAUGUUUCUCUGAGCACCGACAUGCCUGAAGCUGUCAGAGUGAAUCACAUCGAGUUUGGGCACUGUCCUGUCGGAGAGUCCUGCUGGAGGGCCUUGACCAUCAGCAGCCACGCACAGACCAAGGUCAUGCGCUUUGAGUGGGAGGCAGACGCCCCAUUCUGCUUCUCCCCCAAGGUGGGACACCUCCAUCCUGGCUGUGCCAAGGACAUCACAGUGACCUUGAGAUCAGAUGUCCCAGCCACCUUCAGAAGGCACCUGGUGAAAUGUAAGGUGACCACAAUCAACUUGGAGCUGCCACAAAGGAAGGUUCAGGACUGGGAUGACCAAAUGACCAUCACCAUGUGGAAGAAUACCACUGGGAAAGACCCGGCAGCCAGGUGGCCCCAGAUAGAGAGGGUGGUCAAGGCAGUGCCAGAACCAGCUCACACUGUGCUGGAGGAGAGCAGCCAGGAGGUCGAGGUGUACCUCAGUGCCGUUGUUGCCCACGCCCAGUUCCAGCUGAGCACCACCAGGGUUCAGUUCAAGGACACCUUGCCCUUCCAGACAAGGACAGCCACUUUCAUGAUGCACAACACAGGGGAGGUAGCCCUGAAAUACUCCUGGGAGAAAGCUCAAGAGAGUGAACCAGUGAAGAAGCCAUUCCCAACCACUCUGAUGCGUCGGUUCCUCUCCUACAAUCCCGUGAAGCAACAGAAAAAGCUGCUGUGUCUUUUCUGGUCGGAGCAGGACCAUCCUGCUGAGAGGUCUCCUAAAGUGUGGCAGCAGCCGGAUUCUGGGAAGCAGCAGGAGGAGCAGAUUUCCAAGCAGCAGGAAGAGCAGGUUUUCCAGGAGGAGAAGCCUGAGCAGCCGGACUGCUCCAAGAAUCUGCGCUGCUCAAAACAAAAGAACCUCUCUCCAAAGCGUGCCAGCUCCUCCCUGGAAGCCUUCCCAGAUGAUUCCCAUGACCUGUUCUCCAUCAACCCCUACUGUGGCAGCAUCCCUCCUGGCUACAAGCAGACCUUUCAGCUGCAGUUCUCCCCAAAGCACAUGGGGAAGUUUAAGGCCACCCUGCUGUGCAGCUGGGAGCUGCAGAGGGUUUGUGUGGCCAAAGUGUACGACCUGGCAAUUGGUCCUGUUUAA
Messenger RNA from Zonotrichia leucophrys gambelii, 1453 nucleotides. RefSeq names its product hydrocephalus-inducing protein homolog. Gene Ontology annotation, biological process: axonemal central apparatus assembly; cilium movement. The record is from RefSeq and is a predicted model, not a curated record. The transcript has 9 exons. Lineage: Eukaryota; Metazoa; Chordata; Aves; Passeriformes; Passerellidae. The annotation marks the transcript as partial. Gene Ontology annotation, cellular component: axoneme.